CGUCCUGCCUGCAAACCUCUCGCGCCGAUACCUCGGGGGGCAGCGGUAUAUAAAACUGGACACAUCCUGGCAGUCUGAGAAUUUCCCAGGAGUAGGUCUCUUCUGAAACUCUUAUACUAAACACUCCAAUUUAUACAAACACGUGUGUUGUCGCGCGCCUAUGUAAUUGUUUCAGCUUUCAGAAAUACAAAUUUGGAAAGGAAAGAAAAUAACUGAAUUCUUUACAGCACCGUGCACAUAAAAAAUACGGUAAUUCACUUUCAGUACAAAAGCUUAAGUGAGUGGAAAGACAUUCUCUAUCGACUACCAUUACAGAAAGAGUGAAGAAUUCUGUUCUGAGACCUGUUUCUGUUUUGUGACAGAUUUCGCGUAGCGCAGCCACAUACAACACGUCAUCAUGAGGGAAAUUGUGCACAUGCAAGCCGGGCAAUGCGGAAACCAGAUUGGGGCUAAAUUCUGGGAGGUAAUGUCAGACGAGCACGGCAUAGACCCCACUGGGACAUAUCACGGGGACUCUGACCUGCAGCUGGAGCGGAUCAAUGUCUACUAUAAUGAGGCUACAGGUGGCAAGUAUGUCCCUCGCUGUGUGCUGGUGGACUUGGAGCCAGGCACGAUGGACAGUGUCCGGUCGGGUCCCUUUGGUCAGAUCUUCAGACCCGACAACUUUGUCUUUGACAGUGGUGUAGCGUUGACCCACUCUCUAGGAGGAGGGACGGGCGCGGGUAUGGGCACACUGCUCAUCUCCAAGAUCAGAGAGGAAUACCCGGACAGGAUCAUGAACACUUUCUCCGUGGUGCCUAGUCCUAAGGUGUCAGACACAGUGGUGGAGCCUUACAACGCGACCUUGUCAGUCCACCAGCUGGUGGAGAACACAGACGAGACAUACUGCAUCGACAACGAGGCCCUCUACGACAUCUGUUUCCGGACUCUCAAACUGACCACACCCACGUACGGGGAUCUGAACCAUCUCAUCUCCGCCACCAUGUCCGGCGUCACUACCUGCCUCAGGUUCCCAGGCCAGCUGAACGCAGACUUGCGUAAGAUCGCCGUCAACAUGGUACCGUUCCCACGCCUGCACUUCUUCAUGCCUGGGUUCGCUCCCCUUACCUCCAGGGGCAGUCAACAAUACAGAGCCCUGACAGUCCCUGAGCUGACCCAGCAGAUGUUUGACGCCAAGAACAUGAUGGCUGCUUGUGACCCCAGGCACGGCCGAUACCUCACGGCCACCGCCAUGUUCAGGGGACGCAUGUCUAUGAAAGCUAUGUUCCGCCGUAAAGCCUUCCUGCACUGGUACACAGGGGAAGGCAUGGACGAGAUGGAAUUUACAGAGGCAGAGUCCAACAUGAACGAUCUGGUCUCGGAGUACCAGCAGUACCAGGACGCUACAGCUGAGGAAGAGGGCGAAUUCGACGAAGAAGAAGAAGAAGGAGAGAUGAACUAACGACGUCAUCAUCAUCAUAGCAUCUAUACUCUAGCUACGUCACAAUUAUUCAUAUUUUUAACCUAUAAUUUAAAAUAAAAUUUAAGAAACAGCAACAACAAACAAACAGCAUACGUGUGUAACAUGUAGACAUUUUAUAAUUUUUUGUUUUGUGACUGUUAGGUUAAACACAGGGCAUUGAUUGAACGUUGCGCAAGUUUCUUCGAAAUAAGAGAGAUGCAGUUUGUCUCCAACGUAAUCUGUUGUUUUUUGGGAGGCGGGGAGGGUGUUACAAGAUUGAACAUACAUCUUCAACAAAACGGAGGGAAAAAAAGAAGAAAAAUUAAGAAAUUAAUAU
This is a messenger RNA of Aplysia californica (California sea hare), 1778 nucleotides long. RefSeq names its product tubulin beta chain. The record is from RefSeq and is a predicted model, not a curated record. The transcript has 10 exons. Gene Ontology annotation, molecular function: GTPase activity; structural constituent of cytoskeleton; GTP binding. The coding region runs from base 398 to 1441 and encodes 347 amino acids. Gene Ontology annotation, cellular component: cytoplasm; microtubule. NCBI's taxonomy places the organism in Eukaryota, Metazoa, Mollusca, Gastropoda, Aplysiida, Aplysiidae. Gene Ontology annotation, biological process: mitotic cell cycle; microtubule cytoskeleton organization.